Panicum virgatum (switchgrass) is the source of this 1951-nucleotide messenger RNA. RefSeq lists its product as uncharacterized. Gene Ontology annotation, cellular component: membrane. The transcript is spliced from 7 exons. Gene Ontology annotation, biological process: protein ubiquitination. The coding region runs from base 830 to 1603 and encodes 257 amino acids. Gene Ontology annotation, molecular function: zinc ion binding; ubiquitin-protein transferase activity. NCBI's taxonomy places the organism in Eukaryota, Viridiplantae, Streptophyta, Magnoliopsida, Poales, Poaceae. The record is from RefSeq and is a predicted model, not a curated record.
AGGCGGCCUCGGAAUCAAGAUUGUUUCCGCCCACCUGGGAGCAAGGGAGGGCCGAGCGCCGAGAGGGACCCCAGUAGGAUGCCGCCCACCUGGUGCGCUUGCUUCCCCAGAUCACCCUGGGUGUCUGGGAAUUCAGAUAUCCUAGUCCCGCCUCCUUCCCUUCCCUUCAUCCCUUGUCGUUUCGUAGCCGUUGGCCGUUGCCCCUGCUGCUCAGGCUCAGCUCUGCUCUCUGCUCCCUUCCUUGCUCUGCUCCUGCUCCCUUGCUCUCGCCGUGGCCUUUGCAUCGCAUCCGGCAUCCUUGCCUUUCCUUCUUCCUCCCCUGUCCGCGGCCAGGGGCAGGCGCUAGUAUAACGCGCCUCGUGCCGUGAAAAGCUCGCUCCUUUUUUCUCUCUGCCUCGGCGAGUCGGCUGGCUUCCGCUCCCCUUUGCCGUUUGCUCAGGACGCAGGUAGCCUUUUCGCACCACCUCCAUGCCUCUUUGUUCUCCCUUUCUUUUCCUUUUUUUUGAGGGAUUUGUUCUCCCUUUCUACCACGAGCGCGAGAGUUGAGCCAAAAGGACGGUCAAAAGGAGACCCUUUUCAGUUGUCUCGUGCCACGCUUGUGCUCCCGUGUUCGUGGAUGGUAACAUGAAAAUUUUCCCGUGAAUCGUAUCGGGAGAUGGUGAUUGGCGAACAGCGCGUUGUCGCCUGGUUCAGAUACGCGUGUUUGGUUUGGCGGUGCUUGUUCUGAACUCUGAAGAAACUCUGUUUCAGCAACGUCCCAGCGAUCGCUGCCGCCGCCGCAUGCCGACCACGGCUUCGCGUUGAUCCGGUCUCCGGAAGCAGCUCGAGGAUGGCGGACCACUUGGCGCUGAUGACGGGACGGCUGCUCACGGAGUCGACGCUCCGGUCCGCCAUUCACGAGUCGCUCGCCGGCGACGAUCGGACCGAUCCUCAAGAUGUUCAGCUGGGCGUGAGCAAGGCCAAGAGUGGUGUCAUGGUGGAGUGCAGAAUCUGCCAGGAGGAAGGUGACGAGGCCUACAUGGAGACCCCCUGCUCCUGCAAGGGCAGCUUGAAGUACGCUCACCACAGAUGCGUCCAGCGGUGGUGCAACGAGAAGGGAGACACCAUAUGUGAGAUAUGCUUGCAGCUAUUGACACCAAACUACACUGCUCCUCUGAAGUUGUUUCGGAAUGGAAGGCACCUAAUAAAUUUCAGGGUCGCUGUAGAAAGACGAGAAAAUCAUGGUGCUAGUUACGGUCAUGUCUCGGAUCAAGCUGAUAGCGUAUCAAGCUUUUAUUCUCAAAGUUCCAACACGAAAGGCGUCAUGUAUUGCCGAGUAUUUGCCAUUGCUUUAAUGAUUUUGUUGGUGCUCCGUGACGCAAUCUUGCUUAUACUCCGCAGCCAUGAAGUGUGCUCAAUGGAGCUAAUCACUCUGCUGAUGUUCAGAACGGCUGGAAUUGUCAUACCUGUCUACAUCAUCUUGAUAUCAGUUAGCACAUUGCUUCAUCGGUGCAAUCAGCGGCAGGCUGUGCACGAGACGCCGGUUUCAGAACCUCGUGGAGCAGGGGGUUUGCAGCCAGUGCCGCCUCAACAGCAACAGCAUAUCAUCAUCAACAUCCGGUAGGAAGCUGCACGGCGAUUCAUAAUCAAGCAGGCUCUGUAAAUAUCUGAGAAAAGUUUGGGCUUCAGGCUAGUCACGAUAGGAUUCAGAAUCAGAAGAUACAAAAUCAUUAAAUCAUUGUGAUUGACUGUGUGAUGGUUAAUAGUAGUUUCUGUGCACAAAAGAAUUCUAUGGUACAGCCGCUCAACUUCACAAAGCCAUGAAGAUGAAGUUGGCUGGUGCCUGUAAUGUGAAACAAUGUAGGAAAAUUGAGUAAAACAUGUACAUGCAUUCAUGACAUGCUCCGCAGCCAUGAAGUGUGUUCAAUGGCUCUGUAAAUAUCUGAGAAAAGUUUGAGCUCCAGGCUUGUUA